Messenger RNA from Corylus avellana, 631 nucleotides. RefSeq names its product thionin-like protein. Lineage: Eukaryota; Viridiplantae; Streptophyta; Magnoliopsida; Fagales; Betulaceae. The record is from RefSeq and is a predicted model, not a curated record.
AAGAUAUUUGCCAUUUAUCUAGAACCCUAUUUUUGCCGCUCUUUUCACCUUCUCACAAGCUCGACGAUUUCCUUGUUCCAGAAAGAGUAGAGGAAGAAGAGGAGCUUGACCUCUGCAUCAGUAAUGGUGGAAGUAUGGUGGUCCCUAUUGGGGGCUGCUAUCCCAGCAAUUGUGGCAGGGCAAGCUUUUAGACUGAAGAAAAAACGAGCUGAAGAGCAGAGGUUAAAGAGUGCUAGAGGGAGGGAGAAGAGCUCUGAUGAAAUUUUUGUCUGCGAAAGGGUAUGUACAUCAAAGAGAAUGUUGAAAAAGGUGGGUGCCUUCUCAAAGGACCCAAUUCCUGAUACCUGUGUUACUGUCUGUGGUGUAUCUGAGCUCGAUGCAUGUGCUGAUGCCUGUGCUCGCACUGUUUGUGUAAACCAACAUCAAGUGCCUAACUGGAAUGAUGUCUGCUUAAGGAGAUGCCAGAGUGAAUGUCUCAAACUCUCUGAUGCCCGUUCUUCGUAGUGCAUUGUUUUUCCUCAUUUAGACGGUAAAGCCAAAACCGUGGUGGUAUCAUAGUGAUGUUUGAUUCCCACCUUCUGAAAUGUUUUGUCUGACUCUGAAAUCUCAAUGUGAUUUAGUUUGGAAUCAA